CCUAGUGCUAGAAGUGAAAACUGUGUUAGGACUAGAUACGAUUUACAAAAAUGUUUGUUAAGGUAAUCCUUUUGUGCGCUCUGAUAAGUGUGUCUCGUGGUGGUAUCAUUGCUCCUCCUGGCGCCAUCUCUUCACAAAGCAUAGUUUUGGGUGCUCCUGGGUAUGGAGUACCGGCCUACGGGGCACCUGCAUACGCUGCACCUGCUUUAGGGCUUGGUUUAGGUCGUAGUGCAAUAGUUGCGCAUGCACCUGUAUUGAGAGCACCCAUCGCACAUGCUGCUCCUGUUGAAGUUUAUUCGUAUCCUCGCUACACCUUCAACUAUGGUGUCGCCGACGGUCACACUGGUGAUCAGAAAAGCCAAUGGGAGUCUCGUGAUGGUGACGUAGUGAAGGGACAGUACUCGCUGGUCGAAGCUGAUGGCACCAUACGAACAGUUAAUUAUUCCGCGGAUGAUCACAAUGGAUUCAACGCCGUAGUAAGCAGACAAGGUCCAGCAGCUCAUCCUGCUAUUGCUUCACCAGUCAUUGCUGGCCCCGCGCUUGCGCAUGGUCCUAUUUUAGGUUAGCAACCUAUAUAACGAUAAAUUGUGUACAAAUACGACGAGACCUAUUUAUUAUAAUAAAUUAUAUUAAGUGAGGACGGAAUACAGCAACGAGAAACAGCACUUACGGCCGAUGCGGCGAGACCGAGAACGUUGAUAUAUUACAUCAAUCAUAUUUUGAAGGAACUGUAUUGAAGAGGACUGUAUUUUAUAUUUCAUAAAAUAAUUGUCUUUUGAACUAUAUCUUAUUAUUACUUUAGAACUUUUGUAUUAUAUGUUUUCUAAAUGUUAUAUUUAUUGUAUUAUUUCUGUGAUAUAUUUUAUGAAAUGUAAAAGUCGUGGAGUUGAGAA
Messenger RNA from Achroia grisella, 893 nucleotides. Its product is annotated as cuticle protein 8-like. The transcript has 5 exons. Gene Ontology annotation, cellular component: extracellular matrix. Lineage: Eukaryota; Metazoa; Arthropoda; Insecta; Lepidoptera; Pyralidae. Bases 51 to 566 code for a protein of 171 amino acids. The record is from RefSeq and is a predicted model, not a curated record.